Babesia microti strain RI is the source of this 648-nucleotide messenger RNA. RefSeq names its product orotate phosphoribosyltransferase. The record is from RefSeq and is a predicted model, not a curated record. Lineage: Eukaryota; Apicomplexa; Aconoidasida; Piroplasmida; Babesiidae. Gene Ontology annotation, cellular component: cytoplasm. Gene Ontology annotation, biological process: 'de novo' pyrimidine nucleobase biosynthetic process; pyrimidine ribonucleoside biosynthetic process; pyrimidine nucleotide biosynthetic process. Gene Ontology annotation, molecular function: orotate phosphoribosyltransferase activity. The transcript has 3 exons. Bases 1 to 648 code for a protein of 215 amino acids.
AUGUCCGUAUUUGAUGAAGUUUUUAGUGGUACCGCAUCCGAGGAGAGGAUAUAUCGAAUAGGUAAAGAAAUGAAUAUCGUCAGUUUUGGCACUUGUGCGUUGAAGUGUGGUACUACUGGAUCUCCAUUCUUCGUCAACACUGGACGGUUUUCUACCGGUGAAGCACAGGGAUUGCUGGGCGAAUUGAUUGCAUCUUAUUUAGUGAAGUCUGGGAUAGAAUUUGAUUUGGUUUAUGGCAUUCCUUACAAAGCGAUAUCACUUGCUUCUAUGACAGCAUCUAAAUAUUUUGAUAAAACUGGCAAGAAUGUGUAUUACGCGUAUCAUAGAAAAGAAGUUAAGGAUCAUGGAGAAGAAGGCGAUUUGGUUCUUGCUUUUGAUAAAAUUAAUCCUGGAGCUAAAGCAGUCAUGAUUGACGAUAUGUUCACUACUGGCACAUCCCUUAUAGAUGGUUUGGGGAAGAUCGCAGGUUUGGGCAUUAAUGUUGAACAUGUUAUAGUUAUUUUCAACAGAUACAAGAUCGAGGAAUCUAAUAAUGUUGAGAAGAUAAUUAAUAUAUUCAAGAAGAAUGAAACUAUAUUUAAGGAAAAGGGCAUUAAAAUACAUGUAAUGUUGGACUUGUCCAAGCUAUUAGAGCUGAUAAAGAGCUAA